This is a messenger RNA of Rotaria sp. Silwood2, 1598 nucleotides long. NCBI's taxonomy places the organism in Eukaryota, Metazoa, Rotifera, Eurotatoria, Philodinida, Philodinidae. The record is from the annotation of a GenBank genome assembly.
AUGGCACGCGUUCAAGGUUCAUUUAUAUUAAUGCGUGAUUCAAAAAAUAAUGAGAGCAAACGAAUCUCUCAUGUACGAGUACGUCCUAUGAGUUCGCCUAACCCAAUGCGUCCAAAAAUCACCGAAUUGUCUAAAAGAAAACGCCAUUCUAUCGAUGACGUCCGUUUACUAAAAUCCUAUUCAAGUAACGAUGAGAAUGGUAGUACUGUCCAACAAUUUCAAACAACUGCGAGCACAAUACGUUCGGAUGAUCUCUAUGAUUCCGAUCUUAAUUCAGACAAUGAGGAUGCACGACAGAAUCAUCACACUGCCAAAGGAUUAUAUUUCUAUAACUGUAAAAAUCAAGGUGUCCCAUCGUCGUCUGCGUUCAUAAAUAUUCUUGAUUCAGCAAGUUCAUGUGUUGAAAUGCGUUACGCAGCCAUGAAACCAGUUGACAUCAAAGUAAUGAUACCAUCCUUGAAAAUAAGUACAACAAUUACAAAAUUAGAUCUAGCUGGUAAUGGUUUUGGAUCGAUUGGUACAACUUAUCUAGCAAAAUUAAUAAAAGAUAGUGAAUAUAUAGUAGAGUUAGACCUCUCUUACAAUGAUAUUGGACUAACAGGUAGGACCUUUCACUUUCAGAUUACAUCAUCAUAGCUGGGACACCUUGCUUUCAGGACUAGUCUGAAAGAGCCGAGAUUGUCCCAGGGACCACCUUGAGAGGAACAGACGAUGCUGGUUGACCAGUCUGCCAUUUACAACUGCAGCGCCUACCAACUUUUCAUGAUAUGAUGCACCAGCGCCAUCAGUUCAAAUAAACUCGAAAGACCGUUACAUAGGACGCGGGCUUGAAUGUAGAUAUAGGCAUGUGUGAACAUAGGUGUGGGUACCAGUAUGGGUGUAGGCGUACUUACACUAGAGACAGAAGAAGAUGCAGUUCCGUACUCACACUCAUAUUCAAUACACCUAUGCCCGCACUCACUCUCACGCCAUAGUUAAGUGCUACAAUAAGAGAAGCGACUACAAACCGGUCGGUAAACUUUUCAUACCAGGACCGGUCUAAGCGGUUGAUGGUUUACCCCUAUUUUUGUGUACUCGAAAAGUGAGUACACUCUAGAAUCGGUCAGUGUGUCCGGCCGUCUGGCCGUUUACACGAUAACUUUCGAAAGAAAAGUCUGAUCACGAUGAAAUUUUGUACACAGUUCAGUCUUUACAAUAUCUCGGUCGAGUUCGAGAAUGAACAGGAUCGGCCGAGUCGUUCUUAAGUUAUUACAAAAAUGCCGGUUUUUUCCCCUAUGGCUUCCUUAGAGAAAUCGACAUAUCCGCACUUUCAUCAAACACUUUCCCUAUCAUAGUCAACUAUGUCCUCAACUAUUAUUAGGGAUGCAACGGUGACGAUAACCGGUCUAAUCGGUAACCGGUCUAACGGUAACCGUUCGACCGGUAACCGGUGUGAACCGGUAACCGUUUCACCGGUAACCGGUGUGAACCGGUAACCGUUUCACCGGUAACCGGUGUGAACCGGUAACCGUUUCACCGGUAACCGUUCAACCGGUAACCGGUGUGAACCGGUAACCGGUAUGAACCGGUGACCGUUCAACCGGUAACCGGUUCAGAUC